This is a messenger RNA of Apodemus sylvaticus (European woodmouse), 2248 nucleotides long. RefSeq names its product clusterin associated protein 1 (gene Ift38). Gene Ontology annotation, cellular component: cilium; intraciliary transport particle B; centrosome. Bases 800 to 2008 code for a protein of 402 amino acids. Gene Ontology annotation, biological process: cilium assembly. NCBI's taxonomy places the organism in Eukaryota, Metazoa, Chordata, Mammalia, Rodentia, Muridae. The transcript has 12 exons. The record is from RefSeq and is a predicted model, not a curated record.
AUGCAGGCAGCUGUCCUGCAGAGGGCUGUGAACCUGGAGGUAUCCACUGCUGAAAGCAUCAACUGGCCUGUUUCUUAGCAGAGCUACCUGCCAGUUCAUACCAGCACUGUCCGCUCUCAGCUUGCAGUGAGGACCUGGUCCAAUGGGCAACUUUAUAGUUCUCUUCUCCAACCCUCCUGUCCUCUGCCUGCAUCAUAGCUUAGAGAAGGCUCCAAGGGUAAUUAAGUCACAUGGUCAGCAGAGGCCUUGGUCAUGAUCACAACCAGAAUGGGAAUGUCCCUGGUGGAUGUUGAUGUUGUCUGGGGGAAGACAUUAUUGGGAGGCUACAGAACAUCACAACUAAGACUUGGUCCAAGGACCUGAAAUCUAGUCCAGCUGGAAGGCUGAUGUGCCAGUCCAGAUGGGCUCCUAUGGGGCCAUACACUCAGCUAAACCCUUGUUGGGGGCAGUGUGGGCUCCAGGCCAACAUGUCUGCAUUGGUUGGUGUCCUGGUUUCUUUAGACUAACCCACAUUUCACCCCUUGCCCCAGAAUGCCAUGUCCUAUGUUUAGGCCUACUUGCCUUCCAGAGCUAUCACUCUCAGCAGCUUCUCAUCCACAAAGCCUCCCCGGACCUGGCUCCUGACUCUCCCUCCGUGUGCCCCCUGGAAUGGAUUCAGGACUAUGUUGACUGGAUUGGCUUAAUGACAAACAGACAAGAAGGUGCAGGCCUUGGCUUUUACUGAGAUUAGACCUGAGGACUCCCUGGCCUCUCAGGAACCCGAUUCUCUGCUCGGCCUGACCUCCCAGAUUUCACAGAGAUGAUGAGAGCCCUGGGGUACCCACGCCAUAUUUCCAUGGAGAACUUCCGCACACCCAACUUUGGGCUUGUCUCUGAAGUGCUUCUGUGGCUUGUGAAAAGGUAUGAGCCGCAGACUGAUAUUCCUUCUGACGUCGAGACUGAACAAGACCGAGUUUUCUUCAUCAAGGCCAUUGCCCAGUUCAUGGCCACAAAGGCACAUAUAAAACUCAAUACCAAGAAGCUCUACCAGGCGGACGGGUACGCAGUGAAAGAACUGCUGAAGAUCACAUCCGUGCUUUAUACUGCAAUGAAGACCAAGGGGAUGGAGGGCUCCAGCGUAGGAGAGGAAGACAUCAGCAAAUUCAAGUUUGAUCUUGGCUCCAAGAUUGCAGAUUUGAAAGCAGCCAGACAACUUGCUUCUGAAAUCACUGCCAAAGGAGCUUCUCUGUAUGACUUGUUGGGCAAAGAGGUUGAGCUGAGGGAACUGAGGACAGAAGCCAUUGCUAGACCUCUAGAGAUCAAUGAGACUGAGAAGGUGAUGAGGAUUGCAAUCAAAGACCUUUUGGCACAGGUUCAGAAGACUAAAGACCUGCUCAAUAAUGUGGCCUCUGAUGAAGCGAAUUUAGAAGCCAAAAUUGAAAAGAGAAAAUUAGAACUGGAAAGAAAUCGGAAGCGACUGCAGACCCUGCAGAGCGUCAGGCCGGCCUUUAUGGAUGAGUAUGAGAAGGUUGAGGAAGAGUUGCAAAAGCAAUAUGACAUCUAUCUAGAGAAGUUUCGGAACCUGGCUUACCUGGAGCAGCAACUUGAGGAUCAUCACAGGAUGGAGCAGGAGAGGUUUGAAGAAGCUGAAAAUACUCUCCGUCUGAUGCAGAAUAAACUAAAGGAAGAAGAGAAGCGACUGCUCAAGAGUGGAAGCAAUGAUGACUCGGACAUAGACAUUCAAGAGGACGAUGAAUCGGACAGCGAGCUGGAGGACAGACGGAUGUCUAAGCCUCGGACAGCCAUGGAAGUGCUCAUGCAAGGAAGGCCCAGCAAACGCAUCGUGGGCACAAUGCAAGGUGGAGACUCGGACGAAGAUGAAGACUCAGAGGACAGUGAAAUUGACAUGGAAGAUGAUGAAGAAGAUGAUGACGAUUUGGAAGAUGAAAGCAUUGCUCUCUCACCAGCUAAGCCCAGUCGAAGGGUCCGGAAACCGGAGCCCUUGGACGAGAGUGACAAUGACUUCUGACCUUCCUGCCAAGGGACCCAGGCAGAUUAAGAGCCUCAGAUGUGUAGGUGAACAGGGCUCGGCAGGCUGGAAAGGUAACGUGUGUUUUGUUCCCUACACCAUCUGGGCUUAACCAUUAUGAAACCCCAACAAAGAUUUUCUUCUGUCUAUCUCCUGACACUUGGGAUCCCCAGACCUGUGUUCUAAGUAAUUCAAAUCUACAGGAAAAUCCCUUGAGAAAUACAGACUGAUAGCAUAGAA